Messenger RNA from Malassezia vespertilionis, 339 nucleotides. RefSeq names its product peptidylprolyl isomerase (gene FKBP1). The record is from RefSeq and is a predicted model, not a curated record. NCBI's taxonomy places the organism in Eukaryota, Fungi, Basidiomycota, Malasseziomycetes, Malasseziales, Malasseziaceae. Gene Ontology annotation, molecular function: peptidyl-prolyl cis-trans isomerase activity. The coding region runs from base 1 to 339 and encodes 112 amino acids. The transcript has a single exon.
AUGGGCGUUGAAGUGCAAACGAUUACCCCUGGAGAUGGCAAGAACUUUCCCAAGUCCGGCGACACCGUCGACAUUCAUUACGUGGGCACUCUCCAGAAUGGCGACAAGUUCGACUCGUCUCGUGACCGUGGACAGCCUUUCAGCACCGCUAUUGGUGUUGGCCGUGUGAUCCGUGGCUGGGACGAGGGCGUCCCCCAGCUGUCCCUCGGACAGAAAGCUAACCUGGUGUGCUCCCCUGACUAUGCGUACGGUCCCCGUGGCUUUCCCCCAGUCAUCCCCCCUAAUUCGACCCUUAACUUUGAGGUCGAGCUCCUUGGCAUCAACGGCAAAGGCCAGUAA